Messenger RNA from Symbiodinium pilosum, 2859 nucleotides. Lineage: Eukaryota; Dinophyceae; Suessiales; Symbiodiniaceae. The record is from the annotation of a GenBank genome assembly.
AUGAGUAGUGGUGCCUCGCUGGCCAGGUCUGUGGACGCCUUGCAAGCGUUGGUCGCUCAGCUCACCGAGCGCAUCUCCUUCCUUGAAGGGCGAGUGGCUGCUCUCGAGCGUGAGAGGGCGGAAUCUUCUUGGGACGCCGUCUCAGAGGCGCCGCCUAGCUCUGCGCCUUUUCCCGUGGACACCACCCAUCCUUCUUCCUCAGCACCGCCUUCUGCGCCUGCUGCAGCUCCUUUUCUGUUGGGCCCCCGCCUAGGUCCCAGCCUGUGCACAGCGCGCGUCGAUCCUGCGGACACUGUGGGCCGCCGAGUGCUAGCUCAGGAGCUAGGUGCAUUUGUUCGCCGAGCUCUCUCCGGGGAGCACCUGCAAGCAUCCGGGCGUGCCCGCCUCAAUCUGCGCAGCCGCCUCUACCUGGUCUUUGCCGAUUUCGAGGGUGCUCUUGUCGUUGCCGUCCCUCAAAGCGUGUGGCAUCGCAGGGCCGCCGGCCGCUUGCUCGCAAAGGGGUCCCUCCUCCGGCCUCAUCAAGUUGAAGUGGCAGCCGUUCUUGAGGAGGGUGCUUCUCCGCACUCAGUGUUGACCGUUAAGCUUUGGCUCGCGGUUCUCGAUUCUCAGCUUGAAAGCAUAUUUGAAGAGUGUGUGGGGCCCGACGCCCCUGUGCAUGACUUUGUGGCCGCUUCCUCUAGUGUUCCUGUCCGGCCGGACGUGGACGGCCUUAUUGCUGCCGCCGACAACCUUUUUCAAUUUGUUUCUGCUGCCGAGGGCCCUCCUGGAUUUGAAGCCCCGCCUCCCGCACAGCCAUGGGAGCAGCACGUCAGCAGCUUAGAGUCUUCUCUUGCAUCUAUCCAGGCCUCUUUGGCCCAGCUUGUGAGCUCCUGGGCCCACUGGGCCGCAACAGCCAUCUACCCCUCUGCUCCGCCUCCAGGUUUAGCAUCGGCUCCGGCCCUCCCAAGCAGAAGCUACUAUAGCCAGGAUGGGCGCUCUCGCGACGUCCUCUCGAAUGGGCGAUGCACCCGCCGUCUCUGCUCGGCAGGUCCCCGAAGCAAGACCAGGAAUCCUCUGUCCAAGUCCGAGGAGGAGGCGGAGGACGAAGGCUUCGAUCCCUCUAUAUACCCCUGCAGUGGAGAGGGCGGUCGUUCAGCUCACGCGUGUUGUAAAGAGCCCAGCUGGCGACAAGGGCGCUCAAAAGCCGCAGCCUACCGCAAGCUCCGCACGUGCCUUCGCGAUGCUCCUGCUCUUCUCUACGAAGCUGUGGAAGAGUUCAUGGCAGAGGAUUUCCCAGUCUCGACUCGAGGCUGGGUCGAACACCGGAGUCGUUUAGGGCCCUAUCCGGCCUCUAUUCGCGCCAUGUGGAUUCUGGGCGCAGUGCACGACUGCCUCCAGCCGGCCUCUAUUCGCCGCGCCAUGUGGAUUCUGGGCGCAGUGCACGACUGCCUCAAGGAGAACAGAGUCGAGGAGGCUCGAGCGAGGGUCGCUCUUGCGCUGUGCGCUUAUACGACCAAAGCGCUGCCGACAACGGCAAUUGGCUCCUUUCACAAGACUUCUUCUAGAACAAGCUCCUCCGUGUGCCUCUUUCACAAUCGCGUCGGCAGCGGCAACGACGCCGGCGAUGUUUUGCAUACGCGGCUUGCAGACCCAAGAUGGAUCGAAAUCCUUAUGGCGCGACUGCGGGACCAAGAGGCGAAGCAACGUCCAAGAGGCGGCAGCAGGCGCCCAGCUCCGAAGACCCUCCAGGACCCAGCGAAGCUCCCAAAGGCAAUCCGAGGCGAGGGGCGGCGCCAAGGGCCGAGAAGCAGCGCUCCACAGGCUUGGAACUCCUACCCAGAGGUGGAAGCGGCCGACAUGGGUCGCGGCACCGUCAAGGUGGAGGGCAUUGCCAAGGUGUUAGCCCAGUUGCAGUUGCUCUUCGGUCCUACCGCGGGACCUGCCGAAGCGGCCUCCUUGCAAAGGGGAUCUCGGUGCGCGUUGGAGGAUCGGAUGCUGGACGAGGGCGGGCCCGAGCUGGAAGGCAUCGCCGUUUGCCCUUGCUUGUCUACGCUCGCCAUGGGUGACAAGCGCGCUGUAGCUUAUGGCCAAGCCUCUCACCUCAGUGUGGCCCUUCGCGGUCCCUUUGUCCGACGACGGGUCAGGAGUCAGGAGCCCCUAGCUUGCAGCGAGAAGAGGCCGAACGUAAGAUGUGGGCGCUGCGCCACGCUUGCCUUGCGGCCGGCUUGCCGCGUCGCCCGGACAAGGCCGUCUGGGGACUUUCCGAAGCCGAAGUGUGGGGAUCCGAAAUUCCAGGCAGGCAAGGGGUCGUGCGCCCUAACUUGGUCCAUUCCUUUGAUCUGGUGCGUUGCCGAGAUGCUGUCUUUGCAGCGGGCCUCCGUCAAGCUUUUGGAGGUACUUGCAGGCUCCUUUGUGUCGGAAUUGGUGAUUGCCUGCGCCCUGGUUCCUUUGGCCUUUCUUGACGUCCGGGCUCCUGCUGCCCCUGUGCUGGUCGCCUCUGACGCGAGUGUUAUCGGCGCACCUUGCAGCGUGGGCUCUGGUCUCGCCUCCUUCGCCCUUUACCGGCUUACCUGCGAGCCAAGGGAGAGCCCUCUGCCUCCCACUUCUGGCCGUCCUGUGCCGCUCUCCGCUGAUGCAAGCGUCGGGGGUGAGGACAUCGUUCCGGAUUGCUUGCCUUCCGCCGUAGCAUCUCUGCCCAGUGAGGCCGACGGGGCCAUCGCAGUGCCGUUGCUGAUCGCCCGCGCUCUGCCGCAGCUGACUUGCUGUGCCCGAAAUUCUGGCUUGCUCCCGCGGUCCUUCAAUGCCUUGCCCAAGCCUGGACUUCCGCAGGAGGUUCGCUUCUCUGGGAGCCGCCAUCGCCUCAGGCCCAGGCUGCAUUGA